AUGACACUGGCAACUGCAACCUUCUUCGGCACUACCGUGCCCACGCAGAAGCUCGCGUCGCGCAACGCAGGACGUAAGAGCGUCGUCACAGAGGCCAAGUCGGUCUCCAAGAAUGUCCAGCGGGGCCUGAACAGCGAGGUGCGAAAGGCAAAGAAGCUGCUGCCCUGGGACCAGAAGCUGUUUGACACCGCCCCCGGCCGCGCUAAGAACAUGAGCAAUGCUCGCAAUGUUCCGCGCAAGGGCGGCUUUGGCGGAGGCGGCGCCUACCAGAAAAUCAGCAAGAACAUCCCAAGUGCUGCUGGCACCAAGCCCUGGGCGAAUGUGGACCCCCUCCUCUAUGUGGGAGGCCUCAUUGGAGUGUUCCUGGCACUGACUGUACCCACCAUCCUCUCCAACGGCUCAUGA
Coccomyxa subellipsoidea C-169 is the source of this 405-nucleotide messenger RNA. RefSeq lists its product as hypothetical. The coding region runs from base 1 to 405 and encodes 134 amino acids. The record is from RefSeq and is a predicted model, not a curated record. The transcript has 5 exons. NCBI's taxonomy places the organism in Eukaryota, Viridiplantae, Chlorophyta, Trebouxiophyceae, Coccomyxaceae.